UUAGAAUACAGAAUAAUCCUGAAAUAGUCUUGAAUAACUGUCUUAAAUUUAUUCACAGGUGCCAUGCACAUGAAACCAAAAGCUGUUUGUGGAGACUGCCUUCAUGGCUUAUUGGUAAUAACAGAUCUAAGAGACUAAGCUAAACAUUGUAGAGAAUAAAAGACAUCAUGUUUGCCCUCAAGUAGCCUACAGUUCAGAAGAAGAUGAAACACAUUUCUAGUUGCUGCACCACCCAGGAUACGAUGAAAAUAAAGAUGCCACCGACUGGAGGACAGCAGUAAUCUUCUGAGUUCAGAUUAUCUUAAACCAACAUGGAACCCCAAAGUCCAGGCUGUAGAAGGUCAUCUCUGAACCUCCUUGAAAAUGAUGAGGUAGAGUUUGUCCGAACUGGCUAUGGGAAGGAUAUGAUAAAAGUUCUCCAUAUUCAGCGAGAUGGAAAAUAUCACAGCAUUAAAGAGGUGGCAACUUCAGUGCAACUGGCUUUGAGCUCCAAAAAAGAUUACCUGCAUGGAGACAAUUCAGAUGUCAUUCCUACAGACACCAUCAAGAACACAGUUAAUGUCCUGGCGAAGUUCAAAGGCAUCAAAAGCAUAGAAACUUUUGCUGUGACUAUCUGUGAGCAUUUCCUUUCUUCCUUCAAGCAUGUCAUCAGAGCUCAAGUCUAUGUGGAAGAAGUUCCUUGGAAGCGUUUUGAAAAGAAUGGAGUUAAGCAUGUCCAUGCAUUUAUUUAUACUCCUACUGGAACGCACUUCUGUGAGGUUGAACAGAUGAGGAAUGGACCUCCAGUCAUUCAUUCUGGAAUCAAAGACCUCAAAGUCUUGAAAACAACCCAGUCUGGCUUUGAAGGAUUCAUCAAGGACCAAUUCACCACUCUCCCUGAGGUGAAGGACCGGUGCUUUGCCACCCAAGUGUACUGCAAAUGGCGCUACCACCAGGGCAGAGAUGUGGACUUUGAGGCCACCUGGGACACUGUUAGGAGCAUUGUCCUGCAGAAAUUUGCUGGGCCCUGUGACAAAGGCGAGUACUCGCCCUCUGUCCAGAAGACACUCUAUGACAUCCAGGUGCUCACCCUGGGCCAGGUUCCUGAGAUAGAAGAUAUGGAAAUCAGCCUGCCAAAUAUUCACUACUUAAACAUAGACAUGUCCAAAAUGGGACUGAUCAACAAGGAAGAGGUCUUGCUACCUUUAGACAAUCCAUAUGGCAGGAUUACUGGUACAGUCAAGAGGAAGCUGACUUCAAGGCUGUGAUGUUAUGGCCCCCAGUGGAAGUCCGUGCUCAAUUGAGGCAUUCCUUAAGCCACUUGUGAUGCUGGGAAUCAGUGUGUAGCCAUGCAAAUUGUCAACCUAGUAUGUUGAUUUGUAGUGUUCAUUUUCCUCCCACAUGAAAGAAUUCUCCUAUACCUAGCUCAGCAAAGUGUCUGUGAUGAGUAAUUAUAACCUGCUUUGUGAGUACAGUUUACCUCACAAAUGCUGAGCAGUAUUAGAAUAAUCAUAAACCGGUACUUCAUUUUAGUGGUCCUGUACCAUCCUAUCUUAGAGAAGCUUUAUAAUCCAUUCAUUAAGAAGAUACUCAUAAAUCAGUGGAGGUAUGAUAUCAGUUAAUUUGUGCACAAGUUGAAGAAAGCAGCAUUGUUUUCAUCCUACUGCUACUAAAACUUGCUCCUUGGUAAUACAGAAAAUGUAAUGAUAAAAUCACAUUUUGAGAAAUAUCACGGUUAUGACUUAGAUUGAAUGCUUGAGUUCUUGAGAAUGCUCUAGCAUAUGUAGCAUGAGAGUUUAUUUCUACUCUAAAAGUACUUUUUAUAAUGGUAACGUAUUUGUUUUAUGACUUUUACAACCCUUAAAGAAUAUUGAGUACACAUUGAGGCACUGAAAAUAAAGUGUAAAUUGUUUUUCUUUGAAUAAUGCAUCAUUUUGGCACAAAGAGCCACAUUUAAUAAAUGGUAAGUCAAUGCUCAGAUGGAUAAAUACACAUAUAGAAGGAAAACCAGAGACUCUAUGAAAAUGUCAGCAAUGAUGAUUUCUGAAUGGUGGUAUGCUGAGUAAUUUUUAUUUUUUGUCAUUUGAUUUUCUGUAUCUUCCAGGUACGAGCAUUUAUUACUUUUAUUAUCAGAGAAAUAAAUGAUUGAUGAUUUAAAGAU
Molecule: messenger RNA, 2140 nt
Organism: Phacochoerus africanus (Common warthog)
Lineage: Eukaryota; Metazoa; Chordata; Mammalia; Artiodactyla; Suidae
Product: uricase
Exons: 10
Coding region: 312-1247 (311 amino acids)
Biological process (GO): purine nucleobase catabolic process; urate catabolic process
Cellular component (GO): peroxisome
Molecular function (GO): urate oxidase activity
Source: RefSeq, a predicted model, not a curated record